GUUUAGUUGUUGUUGUGUGAACGUGCAAAAUAGAUGUGCGCUUAGCCGAGUGGUAGGCAGGCAGCAAGUAGUAAGCACUAACAGAAAGGCAACAGGAAUAAGCAGCGAGGCAACAAAACACUAAAACAUUGAAUGGCAGCUCUUCGUGGACGGCGUGCGUUUGUUCUGUUUUGUUGCGUUUUUGUGCUGUGCGCCGCGAGUCCGAUUAUUGAGUCUGCCGCUGCCGCGUUAAACGGGCGCUCGUAUUUUCGUAUUGUGUUUGCAUGACGAUGUAUAGUGCGAGUACUUCAGUGAUUCCACGCGCUUUAUAUUUUAUUCGUAUGAAGAUUUGCUUUCGAUGUUUUAAACAAAAUCCAUAAAACAGCGAAUGUGCUUGAAAAAAAGAAAAACUGUCAUCAAAUAGGAUGUAUGCGAUUUUAUGUGAUUUCAUUUGCUAAAAAAGUAACUCGCACGUGUUUAGUGCGAAUUAAGGACAAAAUUUUAUCCUUAAAUUUGCGCAGAGAAAGAAAACGCGCGCUAAAUCAAACAAGUAAAAAAUAUAUAUUUUUAAUGCAAGAUACAUAUGAGGCGCGCGGUGGCAUUAAAAGGCGAAAAUGACAUGGAAAAUACGUAGAAAAUUUCGUUUUGCCUGAUAUUUGUAGCGCGAGUUCGUUACCGCUGUCAUCAUCCCCUCUGUUAGCAAGAAAACUGUCUACUUUUAUUUGCUUCACGUGCUUUGCGUAUUUUGUGGGGCCAAGUUUUUUGCUGUCAUUGGCGUGGCGGAGGAAAACAAUCAGCAAGUUAGACAAGCAAUGCUGCAAGUGACAACGGAUUAAAAAAAGAAAAACAAUAACUAAAAUAACGCAAAAAAGAAACACUAUAUUUAUAGUGACAACAAAUUGUACGUACAGCACGCAAUAGUGAAUUUGGUGGAUUUGCGGAGUGCUUAAGACUUUGAAGUUUCAACAAACAAAUAAAUAAAUACAAAUAACCACAUUCCAUAGAAACAAAGAACAUCAAGUUCAAAAAUUCCAAUUCAUUUUACGCAAGCGACAAUCGUCGCACCAGCAGAUUAAAAGCUUUUAACGAAUGCUGCUGGCCGCCGAUGAUGGCGUCAAUCUUAUCAGUAGAAUAGCAUUGAACUUUUCAUCCCAGCGCCACUUCGCCGUCUCGUCAGACUGUUCAGCGGAAAAGGGCAUUAAUGUCACAAGUUCUCGAUUCGGCUGCUGCCAAAAUUUUAUAGACAAUGAGCAAAAGUACCACAGCGGUAUCAGUACCUACCCAACUUAACUGAUAAGAGUUCGGAAACCAAAGGAACGCGUACACAUAAAGAACAUUGCGCGUGUGACUUCGGCUUUUUCAGUUUUGGGUGUGUGAUUUAAUCUUCAGCCCCUUCGCCUCAAUCAUUUUGUAAUAAAGUGCACCAAAGCUAGAAGCGAAUAGUCAAUUAACCAACCAGCCUAAACAAAUGCGAAAUUGCAUCAGAAAAUUAGCAGCUGACAAGCAAACAUUUUCGUUUAUGGGUAGAAAAAGGAAAUUCACCCGCCAUCCUCAUCAAAAUUUCGAAUAUUUAUGUUUGCCUCAUAGCUUUGUGCUUUCGUUCCCUUGGUACUUUGUCCUUGUGUGCAUACAAAUCGCCUUUGUGUUUUCCUUGAUUUUGCUGCAACAUUUGAUUUUACUGUUCUAUUGCUUAAACGCGCUCAACAAAUUCAAAACUUCGAUAUCUGUGACAUUUAGUAUACAAAUUUGGAUCCGGCGGUACAUUGUGAUCUAAUAUUUCGAAAACACACAAAGUCUAUCGUCGAUUUGUAAUGAACAACAUAUAUGCAUUUUAAUUAAAUCCAAAGAAUGUUUCGUAGUGAAUACGAAUAAAACCAAUAAUACAUAUGUGUGCACUAAGUGUAUUCUCAAAUGAUGUUUGUACAGUGUGUAUUUGCAUGCUAAUGGAACAAGGCUAAAACGUGAUUGAAAAAUUCAAGAAGAAAUUGUGAUAUUGUAUUUAAGCGUAAAAACCUGCGAAUCGAUCUACAUGUAAAUAAACUAGUUUUAAGAUCAAAUCUACUUGUCGAUAUCUACAUGUAAAUAAACUAGUUUUAAGAUCAAAUCUACUUGUCGAUAUCAAGUUAUAUUCUAAAGCUACAAUCAUCAUCGUCAAGAGAGGAAAAUAAUUAAAUAAGUCAGUAGAACGAAGACAACUCAAAAGGCACUUUUCGGAAUCAUAUUUAACUAAGAGUUUCACUUCAAAUCGAAUCAAAAUUUUUUAUUAGUAUGAGUAGCAGUAGCAGAUAAGGCCAAACUUAAAGUGGAAGCAUCAAAGGAGUUUUUAUUCCCAAUCAUAAAAUUUGCAACUUAUUUUUGGAGCUUUUGUUUACUCGUUUCAAAAAAGAAACCGCAACUUUAUAAGAACAACAAUUGGUGGCGAUAAAGAAAACUCAAUACAAAUAAAGAUCAAGUCGUAAAGUAUAAUCGCAAAUCAUUUUUAUACCUCAAAUACCUAAAGCUAAGGGAAAAUUGUAUAUUGUACUUACAUAAGUGUUCAGAUUUAAGUUAGGAUCUACGACGGUGUAUUAGUUCAUUGUUGUGCUUAGAAAAUCGUAAAAGAGUAAGAAAUUGUAUAGCUGAAACUAAGUAGCUCCAAGCAUCUGUAUAGCCAACAGGAACCCCAUAAAAGUGCGGCUAAACUCGCACAUCCUUUCCAAAAACCACCCCAUCAAGGCGAUUACGAAAAGUAACUCUUCAAUUGCAAGUAAGCCUGCAAACAACUCUCGCAUUCGGCAACCCGCAACCCCUAAGUUACCACAAACACCGCCACCACGUUUACCACAGACACGAUAGAUUCCUUCAAUAUGACGAUGAGUACAAAUAAUUGCGAAAGUAUGGCGUCAUACUUUUCCAACUCCUAUAUGGGGCCCGAAAUGCACCAUGGCCACUAUCCGGGUAAUGGUGUUACCGAUCUCGAUGCACAACAAAUGCAUCACUACAGUCAGCAUCCAAAUAACCAGGGCAAUAUGCCCUACCCGCGUUUCCCGCCCUACGAUCGCAUGCCCUACUACAAUGGUCAGAGUAUGGAACACCAAGGAUACUCUCGGCCCGAAAGUCCCUCCAGUCAGGUGGGCAUGCCUCAACAGCCCCAAGUGAAUGGCAGCCCGCUGCUUCAGCAACAGCAACCACAGCAACAAGUGGCGCAGCAGCAGGUGACGCAACAGCCACAGGCGGCGCCUCAGCAUCAACAGCAAUCGCAAGUGACGCAACAGGUGACACACCCAGCCCAACAACAACAGCCCGUCGUGUAUGCCAGCUGUAAGUUGCAAGCAGCAGUGGGCGGACUGGGCAUGGUGCACGAGGGCGGCUCACCGCCCCUGGUGGAUCAAAUAGGUGCGCAUCAUAUGAACGCGCAGAUGACACUGCCACAUCACAUGGGACACCCACAGGCACAGUUGGGUUACAAUGAUGUUGGAGUUCCAGAUGUAAAUGAGGUUCACCAGAAUCAUCAUCAAAUGAGUCUGUACGGCCAACAACAAACAGGCGUUCCGCCUGUUGGCGGUCCACCACAAACAAUGAUGCACCCAGCGCAAGGACCACCACAGAUGCAUCAAGGUCAUCCCGGACAGCAUACACCACCAUCGCAAAAUCCAAAUUCGCAGUCAUCAGGGAUGCCUUCGCCCUUGUAUCCCUGGAUGCGCAGUCAAUUUGAACGCAAGCGGGGCCGCCAAACAUAUACCCGUUACCAAACUUUGGAGCUGGAGAAAGAGUUUCAUUUCAAUCGAUAUCUGACAAGACGACGGCGCAUCGAGAUCGCACAUGCGCUGUGUCUCACGGAGCGCCAGAUAAAGAUCUGGUUCCAGAACCGACGAAUGAAGUGGAAAAAGGAGAAUAAAACGAAGGGAGAACCUGGCUCCGGCGGCGAGGGUGAUGAGAUCACACCGCCGAACAGUCCGCAAUAAGACGCUGAUGAAAAAGAUGCUGACGAGUCACGCUUCAUCCGGUUCCAAAGAGGGACAUGAAAGUAUGUUAACAACGCAGUCGUCAUUAAGCGAAAGGACAUCCAGAAAAAUUGUCCUUUUUAGAUUUUUGAAUGCAUGCACUAGUACGAAUAUGACAUUUUUCAGAAAGUGCUGAAGUUCACUUUUUAGCGAAACUAUGAAGAACUUAUCCCGUGCUGCAGUUGGGGUGUAACGUUAGUUACUUAUUUUGUUGGACACAUACAUAUGCAUAUGCAUAUGUACGUACGUCGUAUAUAUAUUAAUUCUAUACAUUAUACGUUAAAAAUUAUAAAUUGGUCUUGAUUAAAGCUUAUGCAAUAUUAAACUAAUUCUGUUUAUUUUCUGCAGACUUGUAUAACUUUCUUAGUUAAAUCUUUAAAGGAAAUAUUAUUAUUUUAUUUUAUUGGGAUCAGUAAUAAUUCGUAAUUGACACGAAAUCUUAUUUUAAUACCAGUACUAAGCAGGCAGGCGGGAAAGGUGGAAGCGUUAUUGGUUGGAGCAAUAGUUACAUAAACUAAAUAAAUUAAACUGUAAAUGAGUAAAUAAAUUAAAGUAAAGUAAAGUAACUAAAUGAAUAAACUCAACAAAACCAACUCAUGUGACCUCAAAUUUGAAUAAGUUAUUGAAAAUAAACUAAAUAAUAUACAAAUACGUACGCAAACAAUAAUAUAUAUAUAUAAUAACAUUUAAAGUAAAUAUUACAGUACACUAAUAUACCACAUAGAAGCACAGAAAAUACGAAAUAAUGAAGGAACAAAAAAAAUGCAAAAACACAAACUAAAUUAAUUAUAUAAAUGAUGUAU
Molecule: messenger RNA, 4765 nt
Organism: Rhagoletis pomonella (apple maggot)
Lineage: Eukaryota; Metazoa; Arthropoda; Insecta; Diptera; Tephritidae
Gene: Antp
Product: homeotic protein antennapedia
Biological process (GO): negative regulation of transcription by RNA polymerase II; anterior/posterior pattern specification
Cellular component (GO): nucleus
Molecular function (GO): RNA polymerase II cis-regulatory region sequence-specific DNA binding; DNA-binding transcription factor activity, RNA polymerase II-specific
Source: RefSeq, a predicted model, not a curated record